Messenger RNA from Podospora anserina S mat+, 1971 nucleotides. RefSeq lists its product as uncharacterized. NCBI's taxonomy places the organism in Eukaryota, Fungi, Ascomycota, Sordariomycetes, Sordariales, Podosporaceae. The transcript has 3 exons. The record is from RefSeq and is a predicted model, not a curated record. Bases 1 to 1971 code for a protein of 656 amino acids. Gene Ontology annotation, molecular function: tripeptidyl-peptidase activity; serine-type endopeptidase activity. Gene Ontology annotation, biological process: proteolysis.
AUGCUACCCUCACUUCUCUUCACCAUGCUGAGCGGUGCCGCUUUCAUCCAUCCCACCAUCGCCUCUCCAUCCGUCAUCCUUGAGAAAGUCGAAGCCAAAUCCAUUCCACCAGGCUGGUCAUUCGACCACAACGCCACCUCCACCGAUAAAAUCACACUCACCAUCGCCCUCAAAGAGCCUGGCUUUGCCGAAGUCAAAGCAAGGCUACACCAACGCCAGUUUGGGGGUAACAACCACCAUCUUUCGAGAGAGCAGCUCCACACUUACCUCCAGCCCAAAAACAAGAAUAUCGAAACAGUAAAAUCCUGGCUAAGGUCCAACGCAGGAGUCAAAAAUUUCCACGUCCAGGGGAGUUUGCUCUCCUUUGAGGCAACAGCGCGACAAGUCAAGGACUUGUUCUCUGCUGAUCUGAAGUAUUACACUUACUCUUCCGACGAUGACGACGAGAAUGUCCUCAGGACCACCGCUCUCAGGGCAUUGUCGUAUAGCAUCCCAUCCUGGCUCCGUGCUUACAUCGACUUUGUGCACCCCAUAACCAACUUCAUGCCCCCGCGUAAAGUAGGUCGUCCGACCAAAAAGCCAACUCCCAAUAAGCCAACCACCACCAAGAAAGCAUCAGCUUCAAGCGCAAAAGCAACCCCGACCAAGAAAGUAACCUCGACCACCACAAAGAGGACAUCCACUACCACCCCGAAGGUUCUAACUUCAACAACCACUAGAAGGACCUCAACCACUACCAUCAAAAAGACAAGCUCCUCUACCAAGAAACCAACCACCACCUCCCGGGCCAUAGGCAUCCCAACCAUCACCUCGGCGCUCCCCCAAGAAACCGGUCUCCCAGAUCCGGAAGAGCCCUACGAAGGCAACUACCCUUGCCUUGUAGCCACCUCCCCUCGCUGCAUUAAGCAGCUCUACAACAUUACCUACCCUCCCUACAACCCCGCCACCUCCCCCCGUUCCCCCAUAAACUUUGGUGUCGCGGGCUUCCUAGAACAAUGGAUCCUCCACGCCGACGUCGCCUACUUUCUCUCUCAAUACCAACCCGACUACCUCUACCGGUCCGCCACUCCCACCGGUCCAUACAACUUCACAGUCGAGCUCAUCAACGGCGGCAUAAACCCCCAAAACGACCCCGCCAAUGCCGGAAUAGAAGCCAGUCUGGAUGUCGAGUACGCCAUGGCGCUCGGGUACCCUACCAAUGUCAUCUACUACGUCACCGGAGGCAGAGGAACAAAACUCGACCGUGACGGCAACCCCCUCCUCCCCCGAAGAAACAGACAACGAGCCCUACCUCGAAUCUCCGUUCCCCGACCCUACGCCCUCCGAGUCUGCGAUUUAUUCGCCGCCCUCGCAGCGCGGGGCGUCUCGACCUUUGUCGCGAGCGGCGACGGCGGAGCAGCGGGGACAGGCCAAACCCGCUGCGUCAUGAACGACGGGUCCGGGCGAAAGAAAAUGUUCAUCCCCACCUUCCCCGCCAGCUGCCCCUACGACUUCAGCGCCGGGGGGUUCAGCAACUACUUUGACCGCCCCAGCUGGCAAGACGAGGCCGUCAAGCCCUACGUCGACGGGUUCGUCAGUCGCGGUGACCCACGGGUGGGGCUCUUCAACAGCACGGGGCGGGCGGUGCCGGAUAUUAGCGCUAUCGGGUCCGGGUUUCAGAUCAUCAUGGGUGGAGAAAUGAGCGAGGUCUUGGGCACCAGCGCGAGCGCGCCCGUCGUGGCGGCCAUGGUGGCUUUGAUCAACGACGCGAGGAUGCGCGCGGGGAAACAGAGUCUCGGCUGGCUGAACCCUCUGCUGUAUUCGGCAAAGGUGAGGGCGGUGCUUAGGGAUGUGAUGGUGGGCGAGAGCUAUGGGUGCCUGUUUCCUGAUGGCAGCACGCAGGAUGGGUGGCCUGCCGUUCAGGGGUACGAUUGUGUUACGGGUCUUGGUGCUGUUAGGCAGUUUGACGAGCUCAUGGAAGCCCUGCUGUAG